Messenger RNA from Ambispora gerdemannii, 1692 nucleotides. NCBI's taxonomy places the organism in Eukaryota, Fungi, Glomeromycota, Glomeromycetes, Archaeosporales, Ambisporaceae. The record is from the annotation of a GenBank genome assembly.
AUUAAAAAUAAUAAGCAAGCCCAGGAGCUAUUAACUAAAUUAGAAAGCAAAUUAAACAAGCCCACCGCAGACAAAGAAAUUCAAGUCAAUCCGGUUAUUAAAUACGACCUAACAGAAUUAAAGCAAUGGUUAGAAGAAAACCCAGCCCUAGCUUCGGCUACUUGCAUUGAUGAUAAAGAACCAGAACCAGUAAAAAAGGCUGAGGGAGCUGAUGAGAACAUUAAGAAAACUCCUGAGCCAAGUAAUAAGGAGCCAACCGAUAAUUUCGAAGAAUCCACCACUAAUCGUGAUAAAUUAAAAAAGGAAAAUGAAAAAGGAGGGCUUGGCAAAGCAGCAAUCAGAGCCUCAAUUAAAGCACUUAAUUUCGCAGUAAAAGCCUAUAAUGGAGUGGUGGCAAAAUCUGUAAAAUACCUUUCUCUUGGCACAGUCGACAUUAAGUUAAAAGAAGUUAACGAGAACCAAACAUUGGAUGAAAUUAUGAAAAGUGGUGGCACCUCGGUAGCACUUGGUCUAAUUGAUGAUGGCGUUAAAGGAGUUAGGAGAAUAGGACUCCCGGCCAUCAAUGCAAUUAGUGUUUUUGGUAUGGGUGGACCCCAAGUAGUUGCUGCGGCUAGUCUGGCUUUGUCUAGUGUUGAAUUUGCUAUUGACCACUUAAAAGAUAUGCUUACAAGUAGUGCCAUCAGUGGUCUUGCUGCCGAAGUCGGAGACUUAAAAGACGGACAGGCUAAACUUAAUUCCAAAGUCGAUGCUCAGGGCGAAUUAAUGAAUAAAAGAAUGGGCGACCUCAAAUCGGAACUCCAAGGAGAAUUAAAAAAGCAAGGAGAAAAGUUCGACCAAGAAAUCAAAGACCUCGAUAAAAAAUUAGAAACGGCCACCGGGGAAAACAGACGAGCAAUCGAGGAAGAAAGAAAACAACGGCAAGCCCAAUAUCAAGAGUUAAAAAGUUCUAUUAACGAAGUCACUGAUAAUCUUAACCGAGUAGAAACCCAACUUACUAAUGCCUUAAAUGAUUUUAAAAAAGAAGUCAAUGAACGCUUCGAAGAACAAGAACAAAAAAUCCUCGCCAACAAGCGCAAAAUCGAAGAAGAAAGAAUCAAACGCGAACAAGAAAUUAAAGAAGUAAAAGAUAACAUCAAACUCACCAACACCAACCUGGAAAAUCUUCGUAAAGAAAAAGAACAAAUUGAGGAUGAAUUCAUUACUUAUAAAUCCCAAAUCAACCAACAAACUGCCGAAACUCAGCAAACUUUCGAAGAUAGCCAAGCCGAAUAUGAACGCAGAACCAAGAUAAUCGAAGCCCAAAUUGAAGAUAAUCAAGAAGUUAUUGAGGAAUUUAACGAACAAUUAACUAAUGUCCAAAACGAACAAGCCCACCAAAGGGUUCAACAAGAAGAAAUGCUCGAAGAAUUAGCCGAAACUAAUGACCUCUUAUUUACUCAACAGCAUAAAUUAAACUUAGUGGCUAACCAAAUGGAAGAAAUUCAAGAAGAAGUCCAUGAAAGAAUGGAUAAACUCUCUCAGAAAUUAGAUGAACGAACUAACGAAACCUUAAACAUUGCCCAAGACACUAAUAAAAAGGUUGAUAAACUUACCGAAGAAGUUAAAAACAUUAAACAAAGCACGGAACAACUGCAAGAACAAAUAAAGGAAAAUAAAAAAUUAACUGAGGAAGCCAAAAAAGAAGCUCAAUGA